GCUUGGGCUCGGUCAGCCGAGGUAGUGAAGACCUACAACGACGAACUAGUCACACGAUGGAAAGAGGAGAUGGACACACUUCUCGUCUAUGCCGGGUUGUUCUCAGCUGUUCUCACUGCUUUCAACGUCCAAUCGUAUCAAUUACUUCAGCCGGAUCCGCAAGAUUCGACAGUUCAGGCGCUUAAACAGAUUUCUUCGCAGCUCAGUAGCUUCUCAAUCAACUCAAAUUUCGCCAACUCUACCCAUCCUCCGGUGUCGUCUUCAGAUCUUGAUCAACCAUUCACCGCCCCCACAUCCGCAGUUUGGAUCAACACGUUAUGGUUCUCCAGUCUCGUAUUCUCACUCGCCUCCGCAUCCAUUGCGCUGAUGGUCAAGCAAUGGCUUCACGAGCUCAGCAUCGGCGUCUCCGGCACGUCUAGAGAAAGCGCGCGAGUCCGUCAAUACCGCCUUGAGGGUCUCAAACGCUGGCAUGUCGCGACCAUCGUCAUCGUCAUCCCC
This is a messenger RNA of Epithele typhae, 498 nucleotides long. RefSeq lists its product as uncharacterized. The transcript is spliced from 2 exons. The record is from RefSeq and is a predicted model, not a curated record. Lineage: Eukaryota; Fungi; Basidiomycota; Agaricomycetes; Polyporales; Epitheliaceae. The annotation marks the transcript as partial.